Molecule: messenger RNA, 1266 nt
Organism: Stylonychia lemnae
Lineage: Eukaryota; Ciliophora; Spirotrichea; Sporadotrichida; Oxytrichidae
Source: the annotation of a GenBank genome assembly
AUGGUGAUUCAUAGCAAAACAGCAAUUUUGGCACUCUCAACAAUUGCCUAUAUCCAAGUAUUAUAGACUGCUGCUUAGAGUUAUACUGACACAUUGAAUGACUGCUUAAAUUUGAUAUCGAUGUUUGAAGCAACUCACUAUCCAUAGAAAACUGGCAAUAAUAAUUAGUAUCCUUAUGGGAACGGAAAUGUAUAUAAUUACGAACAGGUAGUUUGCAGUAAUAUCGGAACUUGCCCAGAUGAUGUGACCAGAACAACUUGUACUUGGUAAAGAUAUCUCCUUUUAUAAUGCGUAAGCGCUGCAAGAAAUAGAAUUGUAAUAGCAACGAAUUCUUUACCAAAUCAUUGUUAUUGGGGUCAAUAAUAUACCCCUAGCGGUGGAAGAACUGAAUUCAACAAGUAUUAAUUUGAUAUCACCUUCAAUAUUCCUCCUUCAGAAAUGGCUAAUGCUUAGGGUUUAGCAAAGAAUCAACCAUUCUAUAACUAUUAGGUAAAUUCUUAGGCAGAUUCUGACUAGGUUCUUUGCUCAUCUAACUGGGCAGGUAAAGCAUUCAUUGAUUCAAACAUUUUUUAUGAAGAAAAGGUCUUAGACCAGAAUGGAGUUUAUUCUGCAACUCUUUUCUAAAUAAAUUCUAACUGGCCUUUGUUGAAAAUGACAAGCUCAAAUUACAUUGUUGGAGUCGCAAGAAACGGUGUUUUUAUUUUUGCAGGCUCUGGAGAUUAGGGCUUCGAUGCCUUCUUCCCUCAAACAUAUGGAAUAAACGUAACCCCAGUUAAAGCUGAUUAUGAUGUUUGCCUAGGGUCAUAAAAUACUUUCAGCACUUAUAGAUAUGUGAUGUUCUCACCUUGUAUGUUUAACAUUCCUUUGAGAGAUGUACCCCUAGCUUGCUAAAAGCAUCCUGAUUGUUCAAUUGAUGUUAGAAAUUUCUCCAUUAGUUAUGCACCUGAGAGAUUAAAAAGUAUUAUGCCUAUCGGUGUAGCUAGAGAUGGAAGAGUUAUUUACGGACCAUACAGACAAGAUGGUGAACUCUGGUAACCUUGCGACGUUGAUGUCUGUAAUGGCAGAAUGUUUGGUAGAUAUUAUGGAUAUGUUGCCACAAUGUUUCAUCCUUAUAUGGUUGGCUGUUUUGGCCCUGGUAACAUGGCUUACAAAAUAGCUCCACAGUGCUCUGCCAAUGCCAGACUAUGCAACUCUACUUAUGAAAAAUUCAGACAUAUCACAGUUACAGUGUUAUUUGGAAUUCUCGCACUAAGCUUACUAUUUUGA